This is a messenger RNA of Penicillium daleae, 2004 nucleotides long. RefSeq names its product S53 family peptidase. The transcript is spliced from 7 exons. The coding region runs from base 1 to 2004 and encodes 667 amino acids. Gene Ontology annotation, biological process: proteolysis. The record is from RefSeq and is a predicted model, not a curated record. Lineage: Eukaryota; Fungi; Ascomycota; Eurotiomycetes; Eurotiales; Aspergillaceae. Gene Ontology annotation, molecular function: serine-type endopeptidase activity; tripeptidyl-peptidase activity.
AUGUUGCUGCGUCAAGUAUAUCUUGCUUUGGCCAUUGCGGCUCUCUCCGAAGCCGCACCGGCGCCUAUUAAACAUGUGUUGCAUGAGAAGCGUGAACGGCAUGGGCUUGAUUGGGUGAAGGGAGAUCGAGUGGAGGGUGAUGCUGUCCUGCCGGUUCGCAUUGGACUGUCCCAGAACAACCUGGACAAGGGUUAUGACUUGUUGAUGGAUGUGUCGCACCCCAGCUCUGCCAAAUAUGGCAAGUAUUGGACUGCCGAGGAGGUCCAUGACAUGUUUGCCCCAUCUGCAGAUGCUGUAGAGGCAGUGCGCGAAUGGCUUCACGAGGCUGGCAUUGACCGGUCCCGUGUUGUCCAUUCAGACAACAAGGGUUGGCUGGCAUUCGAUGCCUAUGCCCACGAAGCUGAAGGCCUCUUCAUGACCGAGUUCUACGAGCACAACCACAUGAGCAGUGCUAGUACGAAGGUUGGAUGUGACAAGUACCACAUUCCGGAGCAUCUUCGGGAUCACAUCGACUAUGUCACUCCAGGAGUCAAGCUAACCCCUGUGCUCAAGAAGCACAAGAAGGCCAAGCGUGCUUCGCACCUCGCCAAAGUCAAGCCCAAUGUCGAGGCCGUAUCCUUUGCUGGCAACGAUGUCGAGCUCUCUGCCAAGGCGAAGUCCCUCUCUUCAGAUCUCCAACUCUGUGGAUACAACAUGACCCCAACUUGCAUCAAAGCACUGUACGACAUCCCUGAUGCUAAAAAGUCGAGGAAGGGCAAUUCUCUUGGUCUCUAUGAGCAGGGUGACUACUUUGCCAAGUCAGAUCUAGAUCUCUUCUACAAGGAGUAUGCUCCCUGGGUGCCACAGGGUACAUACCCCAUCCCAGCGCUGAUCGAUGGAGCCAAUUUUUCUGUACCCGCGUACAGCUCGCUCAAUACCGGCGAGUCGGACAUUGACAUUGACUUGGCCUAUUCCCUGAUCUAUCCACAGUCCGUAACUCUCUAUCAAGUUGAUGACCAGCUCUAUGAGCCGGAGGAGGUUGCCACAACCAAUCUGUUUAACACUUUCCUGGACGCUUUGGAUGGUUCCUAUUGCACGUACAGCGCCUAUGGAGAGACUGGUAACGACCCCUCCAUCGACCCCGUCUAUCCCGACACCCGCCCUGGUGGAUACAAAGGAAAGCUCCAAUGCGGUGUUUACAAGCCUACCAACGUCAUCAGCGCCUCCUACGGUCAAGCCGAAGCCGACCUCCCUGUCAGCUAUACCAAGCGCCAAUGCAACGAAUUCAUGAAGCUCGGUCUGCAGGGUCACUCGAUUCUCUUCGCCUCCGGUGACUACGGUGUCGCUUCCUUCCCAGGCGAUGGAACUGCCAACGGUUGCCUUGGCCCAGAACAGAAGAUCUUCAACCCCCAGUAUCCAUCCAACUGUCCCUAUGUUACCUCCGUCGGCGGCACGAUGAUCUACAAAGAUCAGACCGUUAAAGACCCUGAGAGUGUCAUGCAUGUCAAUCUCGGUGGCACUGCGACCAACUUUAGCACUGCAGGCGGGUUCUCGAACUACUUCCCCCAGCCGGCGUACCAGAAGCAGGCUGUGGAGAAGUACUUCAAGAAGGCAGACCUGACCUACCCGUACUAUUCGGAGUUUGAGGUCAACGUCAACAAGACCAAGGGUGUGUAUAACCGUAUUGGCCGUGCAUACCCCGAUGUCGCCGCCAAUGGUGCUAUGUUCCGUGCAUACACGAACGGAUUCGACUACCACUACUAUGGAUCAAGUCUGGCGUCGCCGUUGUUUGCGUCAGUCCUCAACUUGAUCAACGAGGAGCGCCUGGCAGCUGGCAAGGGCACUGUUGGCUUCGUGAACCCGGUGCUCUAUGCCCACCCCGAGGUUCUCAAUGAUAUCACCAAUGGAACCAAUGCGGGAUGUGACACGAAUGGAUUCGCUGCUAUUUCAGGAUGGGACCCGGCAACCGGAUUGGGAACCCCCAACUACCCUAAGAUGGAGAAGUUGUUCAUGUCCUUGCCGUAA